AUGUCGAAUUCAUCUGAUAGGCCAUGGACUGAGGAGGAUAAGUACACCCUACUCACGGAGAUCCUCAAAAAAGCCGAAAUGCCUUCCAGUCAUUUAGUCAACUUGAUUAAAGACUUCAACGUCACUCCAAACUGGGAGCAUAUCCCCCUCCCACAAGGUCGUUCACUCAGCGCGUGCAAAACAGCCUUUCUCAAUAUGUGCUCACAGGCCAUCCACCCUCCAAAACAUCCUGCGCCGUUUCCACGCUCCGACAUGACCGGUCCGCCAGCGCCAGAUCCCAUGCGCAAACGGCCAUUGUACCCAUCCGACAAGCCAUUACCACGCGCUAUCCAGCCCAGACCACCGGCCAGCAUCGCGUCCUAUAGCAGCGAAAGUGGUGCCUCGGCUCAACUCUCCCCAAGACUAGAUCCGGGCACCGGUGAACCACCUCGCAAAAGAGGUCGCCCGAGCAAAGCAGAAACAGAACGGCGCAAAUUGGCAGCAGAAGCCCGCGGUGAAACCUACCCUCCACCUCGUCGUUCGAAUUCAGCCAGACUCAAGAUCCCUCCUUCGCCGACCAGCCCGGUGGCUGGCCCUUCGACCCCGUUUCCGCAAUCGAUCGCGUCUCAAGCUUUCGGACCAAAACAAGGUCACAUGCAAGCUCAUGGCCGGAGCCACAGCCAUAGUAUUGGCCACGUGCCGAGUCCAAUGAUGUACGAAGCAUCUGCAAUGCGCUCAACAGUCCCACCAGGCCCGUCAAUAAAUGAUGAAAGACGCGAUGUUCCAAGUCGACGUAUGCCUGGUCCUGGUCCUGGUCCUGGUCCUGCUGCUGUCGCCGGCCCCGGCCCCGGUCCCAACAUGCGCGAGCUGCCCCGACCAACAGAAAUGAGCCAUCCUCUCCCAGCACCACACACUCUUCAACUAGGUCCCCCAGACGCGUUCCCCAGACUCAGCAACCCAGCGGAACGACCCUACGGCUCCUUUACAAGCAAUGAUAGGUACUCUCCACCGGAAAGUGGCCGCCGUGACUCGGUGACAAGCCGACCCGAUCAACAUCAACCGCCGUAUCCGGAAGGGCGGAUGGGCACGGCGGAGAAACCCCCACGAUGA
Penicillium antarcticum is the source of this 1089-nucleotide messenger RNA. Its product is annotated as putative AT DNA binding protein. The coding region runs from base 1 to 1089 and encodes 362 amino acids. The record is from RefSeq and is a predicted model, not a curated record. The transcript has 3 exons. Lineage: Eukaryota; Fungi; Ascomycota; Eurotiomycetes; Eurotiales; Aspergillaceae.